Molecule: messenger RNA, 7183 nt
Organism: Prorocentrum cordatum
Lineage: Eukaryota; Dinophyceae; Prorocentrales; Prorocentraceae
Source: the annotation of a GenBank genome assembly
GCGGAAAGCCCUCCAGUACCAGGAGGGCACCAAGAAGGAGGACCGGUACCUGUGCGGCCCGCGGCUGGAGGCGAAGCUCACGGGCCGGGCCGAGAUCGCGGUCGAGCGCUGCAAGGCUGGGUGGCUCUCCAGACCAGAUGGCGUGGAGAGGCUCCUGGCGUGGCUGGAGCGCAGAUGCUCUCGACAAGCCGUGCCAGACGUAGGCCAGGAGCUCGAGACGUUCUUGAUCAAGACGAAGCGCCGCAAGCUCGAGCCCAUGCAGCAGUGGACGGACCGCUUCGAGACAGGGUACCAGUACCUCAGACGCGCGCUGGCACGCGCGCUGGGACACACAGUCCCGGUCCAGGUCGCUCCAGCAUGGAAGAGGACAGGGCGACCAUACCGCUGGGUUGAGGUCGAACGUGGCUGGCCAUUCGAGGGUAGCGAAUGGACAUGGGAGUACACGGACGGCCUGCCAGACGAUGAGAAAGAAGACUCACACCUCUGGAGCGCUGCUGACCAGGAUGCGGACGCCGAGGAGGAGCUCGGGGACUUGCCAGAAGUAUUCCCGAGCCUGGUCCUGGGCUGGCUGAUGCUCGUACGGUCAGGGCUCGACUCGCGCGAGCGGGCGGCCAUCAUGACGGCAACUGGCGGCUCGCUGGAGGUCGACACCAUCCGGGAGAAGCUGAUCUCGAGCUGGGAGGACGAUGACCUGGCGGAGCGUGAUGGGCACUCACGGUUCCCGAAGGCGUACACGGCCCAGCUCGGAGAAGAUGAUCGCACAUGGCUUGACGGAGAUGAGGCACCAGAUGCGAGCAGCUUCGCAGCCGACAUGGAGAACAGCGAGUGGCAACAGGAAGAACCAGGCCCAGAGGAGGCGAACGAUGACGACAUCGAGAGCUACUUGGCGGCUCAGCAGGAGGAGGCGGAGGCGCUCGCGGCGAUCCACUCCGCCCAGCGUACCCUCCGCCAGGCUCGUGAAGCUCAGGCAGACAGCAGGCUGAGCAGAGGCUUCUACAGGGGAGGCCCGCCAGACGCGAGCGCGAAGGUGGCAGAGUGCAGGAAGGAGCUGAAGUUCAACCUCGUGGCCUCGCUGGUCGCCGAGCAGGAGCCCCGGGAGUCGGAGUGCGAGGCGAUGUUUGCGGACCAGGCCAUCCUCGAGGGCAAGGGCAUCGUCGACUUAGGGUGCACGGACGCCAUGGGUGGUGAGCGCGCCCUGGACAUCGUGGCCCGCAAGAACUUGGAGAAGUAUGGCGACACCAGGCUGCUGGACGUGAACCGGAACUACAGGCCAGUCUACAGCUUCGGGAAUGGCGAGAAGGAGCGCGCCUACGGACAGGUGAAGUUCGGCAUCACGGGCGCGGGCGUGGAAGGCGACAUCGCCAUCAACGGUUUCUCGAAGGAUGUCCCGAUCCUGGUGUCCAAGAAGGUGCUGAAGAAGCUCGGGGCCGUCGUGGACUGUGAGACUGGGGUGGCCGUGUUCGUGCGGCUCGCACCGGACAUCCCCGUGCAGCUGGAGGAGUCACCUGACGGAGGCCACUACUACCUGAGCCUGGUCGACGACUUGCUGGAGCAGCGCGUCAAGGACCAGAGCCAGCUGCGGAACUUCAAGACCAUCUGCGAGAGCAUGCGUGAGUGGGACCGCCAGCCCGGGGCCGCAAUGUGCCAGGGGCCAGACAGCAGCUCGGAUGACCGGACUGAGCAGUUGGAGCGCUACAUGCAUCCAUCUCAAUCCGAUCAUAGCAUUGUCACCGAUGCGUCCCCAGUUGCUUCGGCAGGUGCGUGCAGAGGCCAGUCGUGUAACCAGGCCCGCAGCAUUCAUCACCACAGUGGGCCACAGCCUCAGAAGGGUCCCACAGUUGAAGGCAGCGACCGUCCCAGUGUCCAGUCUCAGUUCCAGCUGGACAGGGCAUCCCAGGUGAACCAGGGGGUCCCGCUGCAGUACCAUAGCCGUUCGGGCUCGAGCCAGGCAAGUUCACUCGAGUCGACAGCGACCGACGGCAUCCAGCCACCCGCAGUUCCAGAUCCACCAGAUUUUCCAUAUAUUCCAUAUUCCAGGCCGACGGCCGUCGAUGUCAGCAAAGAGAUGCGCUGGGGUAACAUCAUCCGCGGAGCGGUCCAGCUCACCUGCGCCAGUGCAGUACAGGGCCUCUACAAAGCGGAGGUGCUGCAUUUACUUCAGGAGCUUGGCCUACCGUGCAGUCCGGCCUGGGGCGUGGACGAGCUGAAGCAGGUCCUCAAGGAGCACAUGUUUCCGAAGGACGAGACGCCAGUGCAGAUGGCCAUGAAGGGUCUCAGCUCGAUGAAGAAGUCCCAGCUCUUGGCGAAGGCAGAGGAGGUAGGCGCCCACGUGACACAGGGCAUGACGAAUCCGUCACUCAAGCUCUCGAUCCGCAAGGCCAUCCUCAUGAAGCAUACCCCGGAGCCGACCGACUACAUGGGCUUCGGGAAGCACGGAGCCAUGACCUACCGGCAGGUUCGGAGCCAGUACCCAUCCUACGCUGCCUGGUGCCAGAAAGAGGCGAACCAGGAGAGCAGCUGGGAGCUGGCCCGGUUUGCCUCAUGGCUCAACGAGCAGGAGAUCAUCGACAAGAAGGCCGGGGUGACCAGGGAUCCGAAGGAGGUCCCGAGAGAGCCGGACAAGGCUCGAGGGGGCGCGAGGUCAUCCCGCAGGAGAACGGUCGACGCGAUCAUGGAGGACGAGAUCGAGGAGCAGGAGAAGCUCGAGGCUGCGAUCAAGAUGCAGAAGGAGGAGAAGGAGUCCAACCGUUUGGUCCAGGAGCAGAUGCUGACGGCGCUGAACCAGCUCAACCAGAGGCUCGGCCAGCUGGAGGGCCAGGAGCUUGACCCCAGGAAGCAGCGCUGGCUCGCCAAGUGCAUCCAGGAAAACGGCCACUCUGAGGACUACGAGGCGCUGAUGGCCCACGGCAGUACCAAGUUGAUGGAGGUCGCAUGCAGCCCGACAUCCAUCCUGAGCACUAAGAUGGCGGAGAAGUUCGGCGAGGACGCUGUAUGCCGCAUCAGUGCGUGGAACGGUUUCAAGCUAGGGACACCUGGUGGCAACCAGAGGGCUCGGGAGGCACGUGACGAGGCUGAACCAGACCACCUGUGGAUCAGUACGAGGUGCGGCCCCCUGUCUACCCUCACCCUCGGCUUCAACGGCUCCAACCCUAUCAGGGCCGAGGCCACCAGGAAGCGCAGGCUGCAGGCCAUCAAGGAGUACAAGGGCGCGGUGCAGCUGGUGUAUGACCAGGUGGCUCAAGGCAAGCAUGUACACUGGGAGUGGCCCAUCAAGUGCGAGGGCUGGGGCCACACAAUGAUCAGGAAGAUGGUGGAGGACUGCUCCAUGACGGUGGUGAAGGUGGCAGGCUGCCAGCUCGGCGUGAAGGACGGGAAGGGCCUGCCGCUGUUGAAGGAAUGGCUUAUCGCUACGACGUCUCCAAAGAUGGCAGCCCGGAUGUCCCUGGAAUGCCCAGGAGAUCACCGACAUGGGGAGCUCACAGGAGGCAGUCUGACAGCGGCCACCAGCUAUUACCCGGACGAGUUUGCCAGACGAGCUGUGCGCGCGAUGACCGAGGAGGCUGCGCCCGACUACCACGAGUUCAUGAGGUGCGUGGCGGAGCCCGGGGAGGCGGCCGACCAGGCGAUGGCAGCCAACCAAGAGGAGACAAAGAUGAACUCAGACUUGAGCUCGAAGGAGUACCAGCAGAUCAUGAGGUGGCUCACCUCAAUCCACCGUGGCUCAGGUCACAGCUCGAAGGCCUCCCUGCUGAACGCACUUCGGAGGAAGGGCGCCAGCCCACAGGUGCUACAGGUGGCUGAGGACUUCCACUGUGACGCUUGCGAAGAGGCGCACAAGUUCAAGCCCACACAUCCGCCGGUCAGCUUAGAAGCCAUCCCGCCGAAGUGGAAGCACAUCCAGGCGGACCAAUUUGAAUGGGAGCACCCGCAGACGAAGGUUAAGUCCAAGAUCUCCCUGAUCAUAGACGAGAACUGCCGGGUGCGCGUCAGCAAGCUACUGUACCACAUGCAGUUCUAUGAGGAGCGCUGGAUGCCCUACUUCGGCAAGCCACAGAGGGUGAAGGUGGACCCCGAGGGCUCCUGGAUGUCCAAGCAGGCGGCUGCGUACUUUGAUUCCGACUCCAUCGCGUACGAACCCAUACCUGGCCAGGCCCAUUGGCACAUCUCCCUCGCCGAGGAGGCCAUCCAGGCCACCAAGGGGACCAUGGGCAAGUUGGUGACGGAGAACCCCGAGAUGACGACGGAGGAAGCCCUGGCCAGAGCGACCGCUGCUGGGAACUCACGAGAAGAUGUUCGAGGACACUCACCCCUUCAACAUGCCCUUGGGCGAGCACCAGACCUGGACGGACACUUCUUUGAGAGCGACUUCGACGAACUGCCCUACGUGGAGGCCCAGAGGGUCGACAAGGAGUUCGGAGAGAACUACGCCAGGAUGUAUGCUGCCGAGCAGGAGUACCUGAGGCAAGUCUACAUGCGACGCAUCAGCAGGGCAGAGAACGCGAAGAAUCAGGCGGUGAAGUCCGUGGCGCCAGGCAUGUGGGUGCGCUACUUCCGGAAAGAGAAGGGUGAAGCCAAGGGCCGAUUCAAAGGGCUCGCGAGGGUCCUGGCCACAGAGACGGCGCGGCCAGUGGACGGGGACCUUGGCGAAGGACGGGCCCUACACCCUGGGCGUGCAGGGUCCGUGGUGUGGCUUGUGCGAGCCGGGCGUAUCAUCAAGGUGGACCUCUGCCAGAUCCGGGCGGCCUCCUCACGGGAGAUCGCCUACGCAGAGCUGAUGGGAGGCAAAGACACGCCCUGGACAGUCCACACUUUCAUGAACCAGACGAUGAAGCACGAAUACCUGGACUUCACGGGCCACGACCCCACCGAGGACGACAUGGAGGUCUCGACCUGGGAGGGACUACCUGAACCAGCCCCUCCACUGAAGAAGGCCCGCACAGGACAAGCCACAGAAGGAAGCCAGGCCUCAAGGGGCCGUUCGACACCACCAGUGCGGAAGAAGAUACUCAAGAAAGGAUACCAUCCAGGAGGAACAGCCGACCAAGUCCGAGCGUCUCGAGCAGCCCUGGCGGAGGAGCAGAUGAAGGAGAACAUGGCCCUCAUGGCGAAGUCCACUCCAGACGCCCGGGCCUUUUGGGCUCGUCAGGGCACGUCGCUGGAGGUCUCCGUUGAAGUUCCCCUGGAGGGGAAGCCACUCAAGCAGGCCACGCGGCACAUGAGUACCUACAUGGCGAGCCAGCUGCGGAAGGGCAAGCGCGAGAUCUCGGAAAGGACGUUGACCCCGGACGAGGUGGCGAAGUUCAGCCAGGCAAAGGCCACGGAGGUGAACAACUACAUUGUGUCUUCGGUGCUGGAGACGCUCCCACCAGGCGUGACUCCCCCUCCCGAGGACAUCAUGCGCAUGAGGUGGAUCCUCGAGUGGAAGGUGGACGAGAACACGGGCACGAAGAAGCCGAAGGCGAGGAUUGUGGUCCUGGGUUAUAUGGACCCCGAGUACGAGCACCGUCCGACCACCGCCCCAACCAUGACGAGGACUUCGAGGCACCUGGUGCUGCAGACAAUGGCGUGGUUGGGCUUCAAAGGUUACAAAGCGGACGUGACGGGGGCUUUCACGCAAAACAGAGAGAUACAGCAUGACCUGUUCGUGAUGCCUGUGAAGGAGCUCGCGGCGGCGCUGGGGAUGCCCGAGGGCGUUGCGAUGCGGCUCAGGAAGGCGGUCUACGGGCUCGUGGAAGCAGCGAUCGAGUGGUUCAUGACCGUGAGCGAGGCACUGGAGGAGUUCGGCUGGACCCAGAUGAAGAUGGACCCUUGCGUGUGGGUGCUCUACGGUGACGGCCACGGCAGGGAUAACGGCUUCACCAAGGAGGCGCUGAAGGACUUCACGAACCCAGAGGUGCUCGGGGACCUGAUCGCGGCGAAGGGGGACAUGGACAUCAUAGCCAUUGCGGGAUCGCACGUGGACGACUUCCUGCUCGGUGGCAACGACACGGACCCCCGGUGGAUCACCGCCCGGGAACAGAUCGAGAAGCGCUUCAAGUGGAAAGCCUGGGAGUCGGAGGAGUUCAUGCAGACGGGGGUGCGGAUCAAGCAGCAGCCCGACAGGAGCUUCCGCAUGGACCAGAGCGAGUAUGUGAAAACCAUCGAGAAGGCGCACCUCACCCCGGAGCGCAAGAAGGCCAAGGACAUGCCGACCACCGACAAGGAGAAGGGCCAGCUGAGGGCUAUCUUAGGGGCCAUCGGGUGGAGGUCCGAGCAGUCAGGCCCCAUGCACUCGGCCGACACGAGCCUUCUGCUCAGCACCAUGCCAUCGUCCACCGUGCAGACCAUCAACGAGACCAACCGCCUGGUCGAUCGUGUCCGUGAGUGUGCUGAUCUACCCGUGGUGAUGCACAGCCACUCUCAGGCACAGGUGCUGGUGCCAGUGGAGUGGUCCGACUCCUCCGAGGCCAACCGUCCCGACGGAAAGUCCACGAAGGGCCUGGUGGCGGGGCUGGCACCUUUGAAGAUCCUCAGGGGAGACGAGGCGGACGUGAGCCUCAUAUCCUGGAAGUCCGGGAAGAUCGAUCGUGGUUGCCGCAGUUCCGUGGCAUGUGAGACACGCUCCGCCGUGGAUGCUGAGGACGAGCUGUUUGGCAUCAAGUUGCAGUGGCUAGAGAUCCUAGGCAACAACAUCGACUGGAGGAAGCCCGAGGGGAUUCUACGCAGACUGCCAGGAGCAGUGGUUGUGGAUUCAAAGGGCCUGUACGACAAGCUGCAGACGACGGUCUACACCUUCCGGGGCAAGGAGAAGCGGACCGACGUGGAGGCCAUGACCCUGAAGGAGGGGACGCAGGCGGCGAACAACUGGAUGCUCUGGGUACAUGGAGAUGCCCAACUCGCCAACUCGCUGACGAAAGGACACGAGCCAGGCCAGCUGCGGAUGUAUUUCAACAACGGGCAUCGCUGGAAGCUGGUCUACGACGAGAAGUACCAGAGUGCACGGAGGAGGAAGGCCGCUGGAAUCCAGCCGUUCGAGCACGUGGGAGCGGGCAUCCUCAAAACGCCAGGCGGGACAAUGGCUCACAUCGGUGCAGCUGCGUGCCCAGACUUCCCAUCAUAUGAGGCCAUGACCGAGUACAGUUCAGACGAGGAGACGGACUCAAGGAUGCUCAGCUUGGAGGACCCUUAUCCGUGCAAUUCCGAG